Nasonia vitripennis (jewel wasp) is the source of this 1218-nucleotide messenger RNA. RefSeq names its product mediator of RNA polymerase II transcription subunit 22 (gene MED22). Gene Ontology annotation, biological process: regulation of transcription by RNA polymerase II. The record is from RefSeq and is a predicted model, not a curated record. The coding region runs from base 157 to 579 and encodes 140 amino acids. Gene Ontology annotation, cellular component: mediator complex. Gene Ontology annotation, molecular function: transcription coregulator activity. The transcript has 2 exons. Lineage: Eukaryota; Metazoa; Arthropoda; Insecta; Hymenoptera; Pteromalidae.
AGUAGCCCACUAGCUGUGGCAGUCGCCAGUCGCCACCGCCAGUCAGACAGUGCCACUUUUGUAUACGCUUCUCAAGCCGGGAUUUUGUUUGGCAAUAAACUUGUACAAUGAUUCGGUAGCUAAUAUUUACUUCGUUUGUUCGAUUUACAUAAAACAAUGACGACACAACGUGCGCUUCCACAAAGCAAAGAGGCUCUGCUCAAGUCCUACACAACAAGACUGAAGGACGAUGUGAAAUCCAUGCUGGAAAACUUCGAAGAAAUUUUGAAAUUAGCCAAGGGUGAAAAUGACACGCAACUGUCCAGGAUGACACAGUGCGAACAGGACACUUACGAGAUGCAUGUCCGAGCAGCAAACAUGGUUAGGGCUGGAGAAUCUUUGAUGAAGCUGGUGUCUGACAUAAAACAGUAUUUAAUUUUGAACGACUUCCCUUCUGUAAAUGAAGCCAUCACGCAGAACAGCAAACUGUUCAGGGCAAAGCAAGCCGAGUGUGAUCAAAAACUGGCAUCGCUGAGAGACGAUAUGGCUGCCGAUCUUUAUGACCUGGAAGAAGAAUACUAUUGCUCAAUAUAUAAGUGACUGAUUUAGUAAAAAGUUAUUUUUUCUGUAUAUAGAAGUGUACAUAUGCUGAUUUUUUUCUUAUGUAACAUGAUAAACUACUCAAAAUGUAAUUACAAAGUAUCAAACAAAAAGAUAUCUUUCGCAGAAGUUGGAGUGUAAACAAGUCUUUUCAUAUAUCAUCAUUGUUCUCAAGAUUCAGAUUAUUCGCUGAUAAAUUAUAUUUUCUUUACAAACUUAUUAUUGCUUCAGUUAGAUUACAGUUCAUUAGCCUCUAUCCAAUGGCAAUACAAUAAAAUAUACACUUAGUACAGAUAAGUUUCAAUAUGCAAUCUCAUUUCAUAAUGUGUAUAUAGAUUCACAAAAGGCCAUCAGUGGAGAAGGUAUAUUUGAAAGAUAAUUUAUUAAUUUAUUUAUUAAAGAUAUAAAACCUCAACUUCAGUUUUAUGAAGACUAAAUGUAAAUUAUGUGGGCACAGCAUGGUUUAUUUUUUAUUUGUUACAAGUUAUUGGUAUGAUAGCAACGUUUACGAAAGUUGAAGCUGAAACAACAACAAACAAUAAAAUAUAUUUUCCAUCACUGAUUCUUGACUUUUUUAAAAACUUCAGCUAGUGUUCUGAGCUAUAAACUAAAAUAAAUAAUGGCGGAAUAAGAACAAUA